Molecule: messenger RNA, 2562 nt
Organism: Wasmannia auropunctata (little fire ant)
Lineage: Eukaryota; Metazoa; Arthropoda; Insecta; Hymenoptera; Formicidae
Product: zinc finger protein 76-like
Exons: 9
Coding region: 113-1627 (504 amino acids)
Biological process (GO): regulation of transcription by RNA polymerase II
Cellular component (GO): nucleus
Molecular function (GO): DNA-binding transcription factor activity, RNA polymerase II-specific; RNA polymerase II cis-regulatory region sequence-specific DNA binding
Source: RefSeq, a predicted model, not a curated record
CGAGCACCGAUCCCGAGGAGGAUCCCGAUGAGACGAGCACGGCGCACACCCGCACGCCCGGAUCGAAUCGUCGCCGCGGCGCCGAGAAGCUGGGCCACAGCCGUGAGGGAUUAUGUCGGCGCAAAGUGCGGACUCUCCAAACUGCACCGCGAAUCAGGACGAGGAGGAGGAGGAGGAGGAGGAGGUGAUCUUGCAAGAGUCUGAGAAUAAUCCUGUAGAUAUUCUGGAGUGCUUGUCGGUUAUGAUCAACGACGGCACCGGGAAGGACGCGAGUCAAGUACAGCAGCUUAUAUUAGACGACCAGUUGCUUGGCACGAUGGUGACUACGAUUACGUUACCUGAUGGGAGUCAAGCUUUUGUUACGAAUAAUCUCAGUGACAUUGAUCCAGAUUUCAAGACCCAAACGCUGCAAACGACGCUCGAAAACGGCGAUACUAUUUUGCUGCGAGAUUUGUCGGAAUUUGGCGAUGGCAAGGCUCUCCAGUUGGAAUUAGAUCCAGCUACAUUUGUACAAACUGAAGACCCUGCCACCGAAAAUGUAGAAAAUACGUACUCGCAAGUCGAAUUUAUCAACGGCACUGCGUACAUGGUGGCCGGCCAUGUGGACGUAGACGAGAAUUUAUGGGAAAUUGAAGAUGGAAAGCUGAAGAAAAAAGACCCCAAGAUCUUAAUCAACAAGUUAUCCGACGCAAAAGUGAGGUACCCUUGUCCCAGAGAGGGCUGUUCGAAGGUUUACAGCACGCCUCAUCAUCUGAAGGUCCACGAGCGUUCACAUACCGGCCAACGACCGUACAGAUGUACUCAUCCAAAGUGUAAGAAGAGCUUUUCAACUGGCUACAGUCUGAAAGCGCAUUUACGAACGCACACGGGCGAGAAACCGUACAAAUGCACGAACGGAACGUGCAACAAGAGUUUCAAGACGUCGGGCGAUCUGUUGAAGCACGUGAGAACUCACACGGGAGAGCGUCCCUUCGUAUGCCCGUUUAACGGUUGCGGCCGAUCGUUCACCACGAGUAAUAUAAGAAAGGUUCACGUAAGGACGCACACCGGCGAGCGACCGUACAAAUGCACACAGCCGAUGUGUGGCAAAGCGUUCGCCAGUGCGACAAACUACAAGAAUCACAUACGCAUACAUUCGGGCGAAAAGCCCUACGUUUGUUCCAUAGAGAACUGCGGUAGAAGGUUUACCGAAUAUUCUAGUCUAUAUAAGCAUCAUCUUGUACAUGCACCACAACGACCGUUCGAAUGCACAUUAUGCUCCAGGAAAUAUCGUCAGAGUAGCACGCUGGUGAUGCACAAGAGAACAGUUCAUGCCUUGGUCGACAGUGACGACGGUGCCGAUGCGUUUCUGCAAGAUUCUCUUGAACCCUCUAGUCAGAAUAAAAAUAAAAAGAAAGCCGUGAAAGAAACCCAUAAGCUGCUAGCGAAAGAUAAGCAGAUCCAAAUUUCUAAAAUGAUCGACGACACGAACGAGAAGGAACCACAAAUUUUGUUCGUAGGCGAUCCUUCGCAAAUCGCUGCAUUACAGAAGAUCGACCUGGACGAAAAUUUCGAUGAUCCCGGCAUCGAUACAACGUUCGAGGGAUUGAACAUAAAAAUUGAGGACAUAGAAUUUGGAUGGAACUAACGCAAGGGGAAAGAAACGUGACGUACGUGGAUGGACUCUGUAUGCGUGAGAAAAGUCUUAAGCAUUGAACGUUAAUAAUUUUGUUAAUAUUUAUUUAUGGGUGUACUUUUAAUAUCAGAGCGAAAUCAAACAAGGAAAUGAAAAUUAAAAAGUAGUGUCAAACGAUGUUUGACGGCGGAAGCGGCGCGAUAACAGCUGCGAGUUGAGACUUAAGUUUUUUGCCAGUUUCAUAAAUUUAUCGGAUAGAAAUAUAUAAUAGCGCAUAAAUAAUUUUUAUGCCUGUUCCAUAGAAAACUGUGGUAGAAGGUUUACCGGAUAUUCUAGUCUAUGUAAAUAUUAUCUUAAGUUAUAAACUUUUUUCUUCAAAAUUCAUCUCCGCAUCUCAAGAUCCUGUUUAGUACAUCUUAGCAUAUCUAUCGCAUCAGACAUUUAAUCUGUCGCGCCAAUCACUUUACGUCAAUGACCAUGUCAUUGAAACUGUCGUACAUCAAUCAUCGGUCUCAUUAUUACAAAAAAAAAGAUUGAUGCGCUAUUAUAAAUUUCUAUCUGAUGAAUUUUUGAAACUGAUAAAAAACUUAAGUCUCAACUCGCAGCUGUUAUCGCGUCGCUCACGCAGAGAUCUUAAGAAGAUGAGAAGAACUUCCCAUUUUCGCGUCGAAAUGAUUUCAGUGAAAUUAUUUGAUUAUUGGUUCAUAUUCCGAACAUAAGAUAAGAUUUACAAAAAUGCAAAAAAAAGAGAUCCAUAUUUACACAAUCUGAUUAUGUUCUUGAACUAAAGGCAGUGCCUUACAUGAAAGUGCGAAUGCGAAAAAAAUAUAUGUGCUAUAUUAUAUUUUGUCCAUCUAUAGUUAUCGAGCGUGUAUGUAAUAUAUUUUUUGUAAUAAUUUAAAUCUUUUUUUUAUCCAAAAUGACUAGCUGAGUUACUUAUGUUUUUU